Gambusia affinis (western mosquitofish) is the source of this 2590-nucleotide messenger RNA. It is a transcript of the gene rab5ab, whose product is annotated as RAB5A, member RAS oncogene family, b. The coding region runs from base 589 to 1239 and encodes 216 amino acids. Gene Ontology annotation, molecular function: GTP binding; GTPase activity. NCBI's taxonomy places the organism in Eukaryota, Metazoa, Chordata, Actinopteri, Cyprinodontiformes, Poeciliidae. The transcript is spliced from 6 exons. The record is from RefSeq and is a predicted model, not a curated record.
CAUACGAUCUGUCAUCAUCCUUCGUACAAUGCGAAAAGGGAAGUUGAAAGAAGUGGGAGAGGGACACCGCGGAGCCUUACGAAAUCUACCGAUUCAGAACCUGUCCGGAUAGUCGGCACACUGUGAAGAGACUCUGAAGUGCUGCGUAUAAAUCGGGCCGGAGACAACACCCCCAUUAUCCAGGCUGCCCUUCUUUUCUUUUUGGUGAGUGGCUUAAUAUUAGCGACCUAAAUGCUAACACUGGAGGGCUCCUCCCGAAGCGGCCGCAGCUAAACAACAUUCACCCAGCUAGCCAACACUUAGUAGGGCCGUGCUAGUUAGCAGUGUAAAUAAGGCUCCUCACUCGGAUGGAUCAACACUAGCAUCGUUAUUCACUUUUAAUACAACAGAAAUGCAGAUUUAAAUCACUGACUGAUGCAGAAGUUUGACUACUUUCACCCUUUUUCGGACAACGUUAGCCAGCUUACAUUAGCUGUACACACCCAAACCUGCAUCAUCAUCUGAGUUCUGACAUUCUCAAACGUUACGUGUUAUUAAAGGAUUUUACCACCACAUCAGCGCUCAGGGGGAGAGACCACACAGAGUGACAUGGCAAGUAGAGGUGGAGCCACGCGACCCAAUGGACCUAACGCCGGCAACAAGAUCUGCCAGUUCAAACUCGUGCUUCUAGGAGAGUCAGCAGUGGGGAAGUCAAGUCUCGUACUUCGAUUUGUCAAGGGUCAGUUUCACGAAUUCCAAGAGAGCACAAUCGGAGCUGCCUUCCUGACUCAGACGGUAUGUUUGGACGACACAACAGUCAAAUUUGAAAUCUGGGACACAGCUGGUCAGGAGCGCUACCACAGUCUGGCUCCUAUGUACUACAGAGGCGCCCAGGCAGCCAUUGUGGUCUAUGAUAUCACAAAUGAGGAGUCAUUUGUACGAGCGAAGAACUGGGUCAAAGAGCUUCAGAGACAAGCCAGUCCAAACAUUGUAAUAGCUCUGGCUGGGAACAAGGCCGACCUCGCUAGCAAGAGAGCUCUGGACUUCCAGGACGCGCAGUCGUACGCAGAUGACAACAGUUUGCUCUUCAUGGAAACUUCAGCAAAAACCUCCAUGAACGUGAACGAGAUCUUCAUGGCCAUCGCCAAGAAACUUCCAAAGAACGAGCCGCAGGCCGCCGGCACCAGCAGCGGACGGAACCGGGGCGUGGACCUGACGGAGUCGGCUCAGCCCAGCAGCCGCCCCUGCUGCAGUAACUAGCCCGGCUCUUCCUCUCCCUCCUCCUCCUCCUCCUCUUCCUCUCGGCUCCACCCGACAGCAUCUGGAACGUCCGACCCGUUUGGGUUCCAGAUGUGCGACCCGCUCUUCACCCUCACCUCCCAGGAUUAGCUGAAAGACUCUGUAUAGCUGCAUUUCUAAUACCUUUUGUUUUGUUUUUUGUUGAUGUUUUUUUUUGUUUUUUAACUUUUUUUAAGAAGUGUAUAUCAGUAUAACGGAUGCAUGUAUCACUACAACUCCUAAAGAAAAAAAACAAAACACAUUUUUAUCUUUUAUUCAGUUUAAAGACUAACUUCCCUUUUCAGAAAGUCGAGAAAGCGAGAAACCUGUGAAUGUGUGUGAGAGGGUUAGUUUCACUGCAGUAGUCUGUUUUUCUUUUUCUUGUAUAUUCUAGAAAAAUCUAAUUGUUCCCAUGUGAGGUUGCUCCACUUCUGCGACUGUUUGUUUGGAGCAACAGUUGAGUUGCCAGGAAAGGACCCAGCAACUCUUCCCAGGAACAAAUCUUCAUCCGAGAUCCAAGUCUUCUUCUGGGAUAUCCGGGGUAAAGCACUGUCCAACUUUAACACAAAGUUUGAAAAAAUAAAAAACAUAAAUCAGGAAACUUCACCUUGUUGCUCAUAUUAAUGACAGAAAAUAAUUUAAGUGUUAAAUUUCCAUUGAGGCCAGUAGUCAACCUCCAUCAAUCUAAGUCUGUUAAAAAUAAAGAAAUGGAAAAAAACAAGAGAAAAUGAUAUGCUCUAAUGUUUCAUAGGGUGCAAUGUCGUCUUCUUCCUUUAUUUCAGUUUGCCUGGAAGUUUAUUUAGAGACUCCGAACAAUUGUACAGUUGAAUAUUUUGCCAAUCCCUCUCUUAUGUUUCCUCUUCAAGCUCCACCUUUUCACAGAAGCUGGUCAGGUGUUAGGCAGUGAUGGUCUCUUUAGAUAUGUGUAGUGUUAUUAACAAAAUCUCUCUGGUGUCUUGUCGCUUUCUUUUUUUCCUAUUAUUAUUAUUUUAAAUUAAGUUUUUUUCUUUCUUUUCCAAAAAAAGAAAAAAAAAGAGAGAAAAGGUCCAUGGUGGAGUUUGAAAGGAACUUCUUUUAUUGCAUUGCACAGUGUUGAUCAUGUUAUAAUAAUUGAUAACUGCCCUUGGGUUUUUAUAUGAUGGACUGUAUUGGAUUUGCUAACCUUUCGGCUGCGGGCGGGGAGCGUAUUUAAUCUAACUGGUGGUCUCUCUUGCAGCUCAAUGGAUUUAAUGAUGUAAAAACAGCAUUACUAGUGAUGGGCUGAUCCGUUUUGAGUGUCUGAAUCUUAAUAAAUCCAAUAAAAUGGUCUCUUGUAUGAUUCUCUGUGUGGAGA